Triticum dicoccoides is the source of this 1990-nucleotide messenger RNA. Its product is annotated as probable protein phosphatase 2C 48. The record is from RefSeq and is a predicted model, not a curated record. Gene Ontology annotation, biological process: protein dephosphorylation. The transcript is spliced from 4 exons. Bases 447 to 1601 code for a protein of 384 amino acids. NCBI's taxonomy places the organism in Eukaryota, Viridiplantae, Streptophyta, Magnoliopsida, Poales, Poaceae. Gene Ontology annotation, molecular function: protein serine/threonine phosphatase activity.
CUUUCCUUCUUCCUUGGGCAAAGGAGGGCAUCUUCGUGUUGCUGUGCAAGCGACGGACCGCGUUGCUGCCUCGGCCUCGGUUUGCAUGCUGUCUGUAGCUUCUACUGCACCCCCGGCUCUUCAUCCCACCCCUUCGAUCUUCCCCAGCUCCCCUCUCCUCUUUAAAAAGCUCCCUCCCUCCCCGGCUUUCACUUCACACCACAACUCGACUCACGCUUCUUCCUUGGCUGGCGCCAGUCCAAUCCGCUUGCUUCCCCACUUUCUUCCUUGGCCAAGUUAACCAGGUCGACUGAUCCAAUCCAUCGCUCCAGUCCAAGCUCGUUUCUUCAAUCCAAAGUCAAUCGCCCUCAUCCAAGAAAGAUCCAGGAGAAACGAUCAGGGCAUCUCCUAAGCUAAAGAAACCGUGAGUGCGUGCUCCCUGUCCAUAUCCAUCGCCAUGGCCGGAGAUGGAGAGUGCUCUGUCCUUGCCCGUGCACACCACCAACAGUGCCGUCGGUCACCCAGAAACUAAGAGAGCAAGGGAGAGAGAAGAAACUCUUGCGCGCGGAACUCUUUUGGGUUGUCUCUUUGGGUUAGCGAGAAUGCGGCAGCUCUCGUCCCUGCUGCAGGGGCUGGCCCGAUCCAUGGCUCUGGGAAAGGAGAGGAAGGAGGAGGAGCAGGGGACGGUGCUGCGGUCGUCGGGGACGCUCCGGGGCGAGGGCUCCGAGACCUUGGCCGCCGUCUGGUCCCGCCGCGGCGAGAAGGGCACCAACCAGGACUGCUCCAUCGUCUGGGAGGGGUUCGGACGCCAGGAGGACACUAUCUUCUGCGGCAUCUUCGACGGCCACGGCCAGUGGGGCCACUACGUCUCCAAGGCCGUCCGGGACUCGCUGCCGCCGUCGCUGCUGUGCCGCUGGCAGGAGGCCGUCACGCUGGCGUCGCUCAUCGACGGCGAGAAGAAGCUCUGCGACUCCCAGUUCGACCUCUGGAAGCAGUCCUACCUGGCCGCCGCCGCUGCCGUCGACGAAGAGCUCCGCCGCAGCAGCCGCCUGGACGCGGUCAACAGUGGCUCCACUGCUCUGUCCGUCGUUAAAAAGGGUGACACGAUGGUGAUCGCGAACGUGGGCGACUCCCGAGCCGUCCUGGGGACCACGUCGGACGACGGCAGCAUCGCAGCCGUCCAGCUCACCGUCGACUUCAAACCCAACCUGCCUCAGGAGAAGGCGCGCAUCGUGCAGUGCAAGGGCCGCGUGCACUGCCACGAGGACGAGCCCGGCGUGCACCGGGUGUGGGUGCCCGACCGGGAGGCGCCGGGGCUGGCCAUGUCGCGUGCGUUCGGCGACUACUGCGUCAAGGACUACGGCGUCAUCUCGGCGCCGGAGGUGACGCAGAGGAGGAUCGCCGCCCGGGAUCAGUUCGUCAUCCUGGCCACCGACGGGGUCUGGGACGUGGUCUCCAACGAAGACGCGGUGCAGAUCGUGGCGGCCACGGCGGACAGGGAGAAGGCGGCGAAGCGCCUCGUCCAGUGCGCCGUCCGUGCCUGGAGGCGCAAGCGGCAGGGCUACGCCGUCGACGACUGCUCGGCGAUCUGCCUCUUCCUCCACCACUCGCCGCCAUCGUAGACGGACAGCUUCGUCCCUGCAUUGCCGUGAAGACCAAGGAAGGGAAACACACCCGUCCUUUUCUUGGUAGAAGAGUGAGUGCAGACGUCGCGGUCAAAGACCAAAAUGGCAGAUCACAGCAAAUCAGAGCGUGCGGCAGUUGGGCUGGCGAUCGGGACGGUGGGCGAACUGCUGCCGGUGGAUGACCGGAAAAUCUCCCCAAAAUGCACGAGAACCAACAGCAGCCAACGGCAAGGGGGCAAAUGCAUUUUUGUCUGUGUAUGGCCCCGUCUCUGUUAUGAUAGGAAAUAGUCACAAUUAUUGCCUUAUCAGUGUACAUCAAUCACAACAGGGUCAUACAUCACCGCUUUUGGCGCCGAUAAUUUGCACCCAAAACAAUCGCAAUCUUA